Gastrolobium bilobum is the source of this 1851-nucleotide messenger RNA. RefSeq lists its product as uncharacterized. The coding region runs from base 1 to 1851 and encodes 616 amino acids. The transcript has 6 exons. Gene Ontology annotation, molecular function: DNA helicase activity. Lineage: Eukaryota; Viridiplantae; Streptophyta; Magnoliopsida; Fabales; Fabaceae. Gene Ontology annotation, biological process: telomere maintenance; DNA repair. The record is from RefSeq and is a predicted model, not a curated record.
AUGACUCAAUUGUCUACUCAGUCAUCCUAUUCUUUCGAAAAUGAUUUUCUUAAGGAGACUGAAAAAAAGUCUAUCAGUGAUGUGAAACUUUGUGUUGAGGUAACUACCUGCAUCACAUACGGGACUAUAAAGGCAAUUGAGAGCAAAUACAACUGGUGGUACAAGUCAUGCAAAAAGUGUCCAUUUUCCGUUUAUGAGGAUUUUGAGAAGUGGUAUUGUAAGAACUGCCAAAAACAUUGGGAAAAUUAUUAUCCGAGAUUUAGUGUUCAGGUCAGAGUUGUGGAUAACACAGAUUCCGCAUCCUUUAUUCUGUUUGAUCGCGACUGUGUGUCUUUGUUGGGAAUGAGUGCUGCUGAAUUGCGCGAGCUGCAUUUCAAGAGGGGUGCCGAUUUGGAUCAAUUUCCAAAUGAGUUAAAUGUUCUGAAUGAAAAGUCAAUGUUGUUCAAGAUAAAUGUUAAGCAAAAGGAUUUGAACACAAAUAGUGAGCCCAAAUAUCAAGUUUCCAAAAUUUGUAUCAGCGAAGACAUAAUCUCAGCGUUCAUUAAGUCUCUUAUAGAUCCAAAUGAUGAAGCAAAUUUCGAUAAUGCACGCGAAAAUGAAGUUGUUUCGUCGGAACUGGAAAAGGCUGCGGUGAGCUAUGAAUUCGAUUUAGAUUCAUAUGCAAUUCUUACAGAAGAGUCUAUAAAAAGCAUAACUCUUAAAGAAAUUGAUAAGGUACUGCAGAGCAAUGGGAAAUGCCUCUCUGAUUAUCCGUCAAUGCCACGCAUCAAUAGUGAAACUUUGCUUGAUAUGCAAAAUCGAUUAGUGUUGGAUGAAUUAAUGUAUGACAGAUUUGCUUUGGAAGAGGAGCAUAAAAGACUAAUUAAUUCCCUCACUGAUGAGCAGAAAGCUGUUUAUGAUAAAAUUGUUUCAGCAGUUACGGCAGGCAAUGGAGGGUUAUUUUUCCUAUACGGGUUCGGUGGUACAGGAAAAACAUUUAUUUGGAAUACUCUUUCAGCAUCUAUUAGAUCAAAAGCUGGAAUCGUACUUAAUGUUGCUUCUAGCGGAAUUGCUUCCCUUCUGCUUCCUGGAGGACGAACAGCGCAUUCUAGAUUUCGUAUUCCUAUUCAAAUCAAUGAAGAUUCAAUGUGUAAUAUAAGGCCGAAAUCUACUAUAGCUGAGUUGCUGUCAAAAACAAAGUUAAUCAUUUGGGAUGAAGCUCCAAUGGUACAUAGAUUUUGCUUUGAGGCUCUGGAUAGGACAUUGAGAGAUGUUCUUAGAAUUUCUGAUACAAGCUGUGUUGAUAUGCCAUUUGGUGGAAAAGUUGUUGUUCUAGGAGGUGACUUUCGGCAAAUAUUACCUGUCAUUCCUCAUGGCAGCAGACAAGAUAUAGUUCAUGCAACCAUCAAUUCUUCUCAUCUAUGGUCCCAUUGUCAUUUAUUAACUUUGACCAAGAACAUGCGUCUUAAUUCUGGAAGUAGCGCUCACAAUUUAGAGGAAAUAAAAGAAUUUUCUGAGUGGCUACUUAAAGUUGGGGAUGGUAAUCUUGGAGAUGAUGUUGAUGGAGAAUCUAUUAUAACAAUUCCAGAUGAAUUGUUGAUUAGAGAAUCGGAAGAUCCGCUGUCGGAUAUGGUUAAUUUUGUUUAUCCGAAUCUCUUGGAUAAUAUUUUGGAUCAGACCUUCUUUAAAGAACGUGCUAUUCUAACUCCUAAAUUGUCCGAUGUUGCUAUGCUAAACGAGCACCUAAUGUCUAUGAUUCCUGGUGAAGAAAGGACUUUUUUGAGUUCGGAUAAAAUUCUUAAGCAAGGUGGGACUUCCUCUGUUGAGGAUGAUGAAAUCACCCCUGAGAUCUUAAAUACAUUAUCAUGCUGA